Messenger RNA from Nicotiana attenuata, 456 nucleotides. RefSeq lists its product as uncharacterized. The coding region runs from base 1 to 456 and encodes 151 amino acids. The record is from RefSeq and is a predicted model, not a curated record. Lineage: Eukaryota; Viridiplantae; Streptophyta; Magnoliopsida; Solanales; Solanaceae. The transcript is spliced from 3 exons.
AUGCGAUUGCUGGAGUACAUGACAAAUUCGCUACAACAGUGGAACAACAAAAACAGAAAAAGUGCAAUGGAGACAUCUCCAGAGCUUGGCGAAAAGUACGACAAACUCCUUCGGGAAAAUCUGAUUGCAUCGGAGCAAAUGACGGUGAGGCCUGCUACGGAUCAGUUAUAUACUCUGAAACCUGGCCAGUAUUGCUCUUUUUACUACAAGAAGGAUAAACUCCUUAGCACUUAUGAAUUUCCAGUGAAUCCGAUGCCAGAUGAGAGUUUAUGGGUAAUCCCAACAGAGGUGAUGGAAGAUGUGGUCCUACCACCUAAAGGGAGAGGGAAUGCAGGAAGGCCAAAAAAGGAAAGACUCAAGCCUGCUUCAGAGAAAGAGUCUAAGAGAGCAUUUUCGUGUUCUGUGUGUGGACAAGGUGGUCACAAUAGGAAAACAUGUAGGAAUCGACCAAAAUAA